Molecule: messenger RNA, 1108 nt
Organism: Microdochium trichocladiopsis
Lineage: Eukaryota; Fungi; Ascomycota; Sordariomycetes; Xylariales; Microdochiaceae
Exons: 1
Coding region: 103-621 (172 amino acids)
Source: RefSeq, a predicted model, not a curated record
CCCCAACUCCAAAGAUUCGCGGCGACUAGCAACCCGAAGCGCACAAUAACAAUAUUACCUUGGUCUUACCGGAGAAUCGGCCCUGUCUCUAGUAGCACAGGUAUGACAGCACACGGACGAAACGACGCCAUCGGUGAACCAUCCGCGUCUCGCGCUUCUGCAUUACCAGAGACCACGCAGCAGCAGGGCCUUUCGAAGCUACUACCGAACACAAGUCUUUUCAACUACACAGCACUUAAGGAGGCAGAGAACUGCAUCCGAUUAGUACGCAUCAAUCCCGUCAGCAACGACGAUGACCUUGUUCGCUGCUAUCUGAGGAAUAUCACCUUUGGUGAGAGACCGCAAUAUGAGGCUCUGUCAUACAUGUGGGGCGACGAUACAGUCAAGCAACACAUCCUGCUCAACGAUGCGACCUUCGACGUCAGCGCGAAUCUUUCGGACGCGCUGCACUGGCUGCGUCAGCAAGGAAAGAAGGGCUGGUUGUGGAUCAAUGCCGUAUGUACGUGCAAAGUAAAAUGCAAUGUCGGAGUUGACGUUAGUAAGCAGUUAACUUAUCUGGUUCAACCAAGAUACCGGCUCUUUGUGAUAUCACCGUUUUGUUACACGGAGGCAAACAUGUAGGAAGCAUAUCUGGCCCAGGUUUUACCCUGAGUGUGUCCCUGCCUCAUUUAGAGAAAGGCAGAGGCACUCACAGAAUAUUCCGUUCUAUAGAGAACAGGAACGGGGAAUGCCUGCCCCGUGUAUGGAGUCACCUAUCGCAGCUCAUGUUGCCGCCUCCUGGAGGAGCAGGGUGGGCUCAGAUACGGAUGCUAGCCUGCAGGGGAAGCUGCGACGUCAAGAGCCUUUUCUAACGUCAGGCUUCACGUGCGCGCAGCGAGGCGGCGAGCAAAGGAAACCGGACACCUCGCGGCCAUUUCUCCACUGGAGCUGUCCUGUUUAUUGUGCCCACCGCUUCGCGCAGUUGGGGAUUCUCGUGUAGAAGAGCACGUCCCCCGGCGCCCCGUGCGUGUCGCGACGGGUCUUGGCAAGGCCACGCUCCGGAGGCGGCACGUUCCAUUGAGGUGGGCCGGAAUACUGGUCAUGUAUUGUCCGCCCCCCCCCCCCCCCC